This is a messenger RNA of Carlito syrichta (Philippine tarsier), 522 nucleotides long. RefSeq names its product DnaJ heat shock protein family (Hsp40) member C5 gamma (gene DNAJC5G). Bases 1 to 522 code for a protein of 173 amino acids. The transcript is spliced from 4 exons. The record is from RefSeq and is a predicted model, not a curated record. NCBI's taxonomy places the organism in Eukaryota, Metazoa, Chordata, Mammalia, Primates, Tarsiidae.
AUGUCUCACGUGGACGAAGCAGCCCGCCGGCUGUCCAGAGGCGGGACCACCCUCUAUGCAGUGCUGGAACUUAAGAAGGGGGCCUCCCCAGAAGACAUCAAAAAGUCCUACAGGAAACUGGCCUUGAAGUAUCAUCCAGACAAGAAUCCAGGGGACCUCCAAGCAGCAGAAAUAUUCAAAGAGAUCAACACAGCCCACGUGAUACUGAGUGACCCCAAGAAACGGAAAAUCUACGACCAGCACGGCUCAUUGGGAAUCUAUCUGUAUGACCACUUUGGCGAGGAAGGUGUCCGCUACUAUUAUACUCUGAAUAGCUGUUGGUUCAAGACUCUGGUCCUGCUGUGUGUGCUACUCACUUGCUGCUGCUGUUGCUGCUGCUGCUGUUUUUGCUGCGGCGCGCUCAAGCCGCCCCCCGAGGAGUAUCACCAGAGGCAGUACCAGCAGAACGUCCAGCGCCAGCCUCCGAAGCCAGGAGCCGCACGUGACUUUAGAAGACAGGAGGAGAGCGAGGAUGACCUUUAA